This is a messenger RNA of Zea mays, 1838 nucleotides long. RefSeq names its product anthocyanidin 5,3-O-glucosyltransferase. The coding region runs from base 213 to 1655 and encodes 480 amino acids. Gene Ontology annotation, molecular function: UDP-glucosyltransferase activity. NCBI's taxonomy places the organism in Eukaryota, Viridiplantae, Streptophyta, Magnoliopsida, Poales, Poaceae. The transcript has a single exon. The record is from RefSeq and is marked validated.
GUGGUGUAUGUGUGUGUUAUAAAAAAAUAUCAAUAGACACAGGCAGCUGGCAGGCUGGCAGCCAAUGAGGCAAACCAAACGUGGACUCGUCACUCGUCCGCAGAAAAGGCCUCGCGCGUGUAGAAUAAAAGCGUCACUAGGGUGCCUUCUCACAGCACUGAUUGUCCACCCACCACUCUACGCAAGCAAUCCUUCGGACUUCGGUGGGGGAAAUGGAGGCCGCCGCCGCCGCCGAGACGGGGCUCGCCCAGAAACCGGUUGUGCUGUACCCUUCGCCGGGGAUGGGCCACCUGGUCUCCAUGAUCGAGCUUGGCAAGAUCCUCGGCGCGCGGGGACUGUCCGUAAUAAUUGUCGUCGUCGAGCCUCCCUUCAACACGGGCGCUACGGCGCCUUUCCUCGCCGGCGUCUCCGCGGCCAACCCGUCCAUCUCCUUCCACCGCCUGCCCAAAGUCGAGCGCCUCCCGCCCGUCAAGACCAAGCACCAGGAGGCGCUCACCUUCGAGGUCACCCGCGUCUCCAACCCGCACCUCCGCGAGUUCCUGGCCGCCGCGUCCCCAGCCGUGCUCGUCGUCGACUUCUUCUGCAGCAUCGCCCUGGACGUGGCGGAGGAGCUCCGCGUGCCCGCCUACUUCUUCUUCACCUCGGGCGCCGAGGUCCUGGCCUUCUUCCUGCACCUCCCGGCGAUCCACGAGCGGACCGCCGCGAGCUUCCAGGACAUGGGGAAGGAGCUCGUGCACGUGCCGGGCAUCCCGUCGUUCCCGGCGACGCACUGCAUCCUGCCCACCAUGGAGCGCGACGACGUGGCCUACGACGGCUUCCUAAAGGGCUGUACCGACCUCUGCCGCUCCCAGGGCAUCAUGGUCAACACGUUCCGCUCGCUGGAGCAGCGCGCCGUCGAGACCGUGGCCGCGGGCCACUGCACGCCCCCCGGCCUCCCGACCCCGCCCAUCUACUGCAUCGGGCCACUCAUCAAGUCCGAGGAGGUGCUGGGCAAGGGCGGCGAGGAGUGCCUGGCUUGGCUGGACGCGCAGCCCAGGGCCAGCGUGGUGUUCCUCUGCUUCGGCAGCAUCGGCCGGUUCAGCGUGGAGCAGAUCAGGGAGGUGGCGGCCGGCCUGGAAGCCAGCGGGCAGCGGUUCUUGUGGGUGGUCCGAGCCCCGCCCAGCGACGACCCGGCCAAGAAGUUCGAGAGGCCGCCGGAGCCGGACCUUGACGCGCUCCUCCCGGAGGGGUUCCUGGCCCGGACCAAGGAUAGGGGUCUCGUGGUCAGGUCGUGGGCGCCGCAGCGGGACGUGCUGGCGCACGCGUCCGUGGGCGGCUUCGUGACGCACUGCGGCUGGAACUCGGUCCUGGAGGCGGUGAUGGCGGGCGUGCCGAUGGUGGCGUGGCCGCUCUACGCGGAGCAGCGGCUCAACCGGGUGUUCCUGGAGAAGGAGAUGCAGCUGGCCGUGGCCGUGGAAGGGUACGACAGCGACGAGGGCAUCGUGGCGGCCGAGGAGGUUGCUGCCAAGGUGCGAUGGCUCUUGGAGUCCGAUGGCGGGAGGAUGCUCCGGAAGCGCACGCUGGCGGCCAUGCGGCAGGCCAAGGACGCGCUGCGUGAGGGCGGUGAGUCGGAGGCCACACUGACCGGAUUGGUGGACGAGUGGAAACGCAUUUGACGCGGUACGUGGGGAUUGGGAACGGGUGACGUUACGCGACGGAUGAAGUGCCGGUCAUCAUUUCUUUUAAAAAAAUAUAUAUUAGUAAUAUAUUCAUGUAUUUUUCAAUAAAAGAUACAAUUUAUUGCAUUAUACUCGUGCGUGCGGCGUGCCAACAAUAAUAAGAUAUCUACUCUUUAUUAG